AUGAGGGAAGUGAAUCUGCUCAACCGCUUUACACGCCAGUUCCUGUUUCUCAUCGUGUUGGUGACCCAGAUCUGCGGGGUCGCCACCUUUGUGUACAACUCGAAGGCGCAAUGCUUUCGUCAGUCCGGAUUUCUGCGGUUCUACUCCAGCUUAGUUCUCAUUUUUCUGGCACUUUUCCUGAUUGUUACCACGAGUAAAAUGUUUCAUAAUCUGCAAGCUGUGUGGCCAUAUGUGGUAGGAAGUGUUAUCAUAUUGGUGGUAAGAAUACACGGACUUUUGGAAAGUGCAGAGAUCGUGGAGUUGCUAAACCAAAUGCUGAGAAUCAUGAGGCAGGUGAAUCUAAUGGCCAGGCACCCGAAUCUGUUUCGCCUGAAACAUUUGCUGCUCCUUCUUUUGGCCCUGCAAAAUCUUUUAAGAUCACUGAAUACGAUAGUGGGAAUAAGUAACCACUCUGCUGAAGCUUAUGACUCUUUUCUUAAUAGCGUUAUCCUAUUAAUUAUACUGGCCGUCCUGCUGAGCUUUCUUCUUCAGAUCACCAUCAAUAUUUGCCUCUUUGUAGUGCUCAUUGCCACGUAUAGCGAACUACACCAUUGCACUCGACGAAUCUCAAAUGAUAUGGAUAAGCUCAGACUUCAUUCUGUCCAUGAAAGUGGUCAAUUUAUGGUGUUGGUAAAACAACUUCAAGGAAUCACUGAAAAAUUAAUUCGACUGCGUCAAAAUGUCUUUCAUAUUACCGUCAGAAUCAUACGGCAUUUCCGAUUUCAUUGGCUGUGUGCUAUUAUCUACGGAUUAUUACCAUUCUUUAGUUUAACAGCUAAAGAUCAAAAUGGUUUUAACUUCCUCAUCAUUUCCGCAUUGAACAUAAUAUUCCAGUGGACUAUUUUUGCGAUUCUUUCUCGUGAAUCAAGAAUCACCCGGAGUUUAUGCACUUUUCACUUGACCAAUUACCAUAAGGAAACUGCUAGAACGAUUGAUGAAUUACUACAUCAGGAAAUUUGGGAACGUAUCACAGUCACCAUAUACGGCAAUACACUCGACACGAAAUUGCUGUUCAAACUGCUAUCCAUUAGUGCCUUUUGCGCGUUUGUUAACCGACUGGAGUACUUGCACAUCUAG
Molecule: messenger RNA, 1116 nt
Organism: Drosophila melanogaster (fruit fly)
Lineage: Eukaryota; Metazoa; Arthropoda; Insecta; Diptera; Drosophilidae
Gene: Grl65a
Product: gustatory receptor-like 65a
Exons: 2
Coding region: 1-1116 (371 amino acids)
Biological process (GO): sensory perception of taste
Cellular component (GO): membrane; plasma membrane
Source: RefSeq, marked reviewed